Messenger RNA from Triticum dicoccoides, 3097 nucleotides. RefSeq names its product proline-rich protein 36-like. Lineage: Eukaryota; Viridiplantae; Streptophyta; Magnoliopsida; Poales; Poaceae. Bases 1 to 1302 code for a protein of 433 amino acids. The transcript has 7 exons. The record is from RefSeq and is a predicted model, not a curated record.
AUGGAGGAGCAGAGGGCAGCCGCAGCCAAGGCGGCUCAGGAGACGACGAGGGAGUCGGCUAAGGCGCCGGCCUACGUGGUGGCCGAGUCUCAGGUGGAGGCCGCGGCCACAGAAAGGGCAGCGGAGGCCCUGCGUAGCCAGCCUCCACAACUCGUCAUCCCGGUGCCCCUGCCAGAGGAAGCCGGCCGCGACCAGCUGGCGAUGGAGAGGGAGGGGGGCAACAUAGUCGUCCCAAAGGGAGAGGCGACACUACCACCGUCGGCCGAAAUAGGCCAAGGCGGCCAGCCUGAGGCGUCACGGAGAGCGACUUUAGAGCCGGACCCGCAGAGGGCCGCGUGCUCCAGCUCAUUGACCCAUGACCUGGAGACGGCCAGCGUCAGCUCGCCAGGGUGGACGCCGGGCGGUGGGACGGUCGUUCUGAAUGUGGCAGCGCAGGAUGUCCGGGGCCGGCUUCAGUCUCAGGCCACCGCGCUGAAGAAGUAUACCCAAGAGUUCCUUGCAAUGCGGUCGGCCAUUCGGGAUUAUCACAACCUCCAUGUUGCUACCUUCAGCUCCCAGGCCCGGGAGAUGAAUCAGAAGACCGCCGAUCUGACAGAGAAUCGGAAUCCUCACCCGCCGCCACCCCCACUCACCCACUCCCUCGCUCCCCUCGGUCCCCCUAGAUCCAUCCUCUCCCCUCCCGCAACCCCAAACCUGGCCACGCCGCCGAACGCCACUCCCCCAAACCGAGCCCCAGCCCCGCCGGCGACCUCCUUCCCCACUCCUCGACUGCCCAGCAACAUCCUCUACUUCAUACCCGCCGGACGACUAACCAACCUUCUCGUCUUCCUCCUCGUCUCCCCACGAUUCGAUUUGGGUCCCCCUUCGGUGAACCAGCCGCCGGCGACCGCCUCCACUCCGCUGCCGGCGCCACCUCCCCUCCCUUCACUGGCUGGAGAUCCACUCGAGCUCCCCUCCUCCAAUCUCGCCACCGUCGUCGUCGUCGACCCCCAACCCCACCCCCACCGGCGACCGUAUCCACCAACCCCAUCACCACUGGUGACCUCCCUCCCUCCCCAGAUGGCUGGAUGGAUGGACGGGGACGACGAAAGCGGUGCCGGAUCCGCAUCCACCAUCUCUCGGUGGGGGCCGGAGCAUCCUGAUGCGGUGGCCUUGUCUCCGACCAAGGCCGGUUCUUCCUCGACCUUCCACGACAUGCAUCUCCUCUCCGGCCAUGGUGGAACCAGAAGAAGCAACCCCCCUAACGGACGUGGUUGCUGCACAUCUCAAGUGAGCAAAAUCAUCCUGUUGAGAGCUCGUUGAUUGCUAUCCUACUGAUCCGCCGCCUCUUCGGCAGCAAAACCGUGGAGACGGUGGUUCUGGAGGGGCACAGCAUCGUGGAGGCGCUGGCCAGGUACGCGGCGGAGUCCGGUGUCCACAACCUGGUGCUCGGAUCCGCAACCUUGAGCUGCUUCUGGAGGUAUAUACUGUAUUUUCGUCUUUAGAAAAGGCCAGGAUUUCGCUUUUGAGAACCCAACAAAUCUGGAUAGUUGUUGUUACUUGCUUUGCUUUUCCCCAAAAGAGGAACCAGAAAUGUAAGUUAGUGUAGGAAGCAAAAAGGGGUGAGUCCCUUUAAUGGAUCGUGACUUGCCUCACUCUCAUGUUACACAUUUGGCAUCAGAAAGGUUGAUAGAUGCAUCCACUGAUCCACGUACAUACAGACUUAGUUUCUGUUUAUAGAGACUGAACUAUGUUCGGAAGAAAAUACUGUAGGAUAGUUUGUAAAGUGUGUGUUCUUAAGAUUUGUAGCAGCAACUACAGUCCUGUUCAUGCUGAUUGGUCCUUGUUAUGCACCUACUUGAUUGUCAGCAUAUGCAUCUGGUUUUGUUUUAUAUUUGAAUUUUGUGCCCUAUUUAGUUAGUCCUAAUGGUCUCAUCUCUUAGGAAGAUUCUAGCUAACUGAAAGGGCCUUCCUUAAUUAUUCUCUUUUACAAGGUUGAGAGUAGCUCAAAAUGAUACUAACACAUACGUACAUUCUCAUUCUCUACCUCUGCUCUCAUUAAAUAUUUGCCAUGUAUUUAAUGUGUGUGUGUGUGGAGUAAAGUUGUGGUUUGUACUUCUCCUUUGUAACAUGAUGAAACAAGCACCUGUAGCGUCUAAGUUAGUGGGUGUUUGUCUACAUGGUAAAGCUUCUUUGCCAUGUAUUUCAUUAGGAUGUGAACAAUCUACUACAGGCUCACAAAGCUAUUGAGUUAAAUUUUUUGUUUCUUUGCUGUCAAUGUUUGCUAAGCUAUUUAAAUGAUGAUGACAAACUGAAAUCAUGAAUACUCAUAUAGAAACUAUAUGGUAAUAACUAUACAUGUUAUCAUUGAGUUUGAUGUGUGUUUAUAGAAUGACAUGGUUGGCUAAUUAAACCAUGUCCGUGUAUCUUUUAGAAUUUGAUUCAUUGGUAGCACAUUCAGAUAUAUUAAUUAAUUUUGUGCAUGUUGGAGAAUUUAGACGACGAUAACAAACUAUAAUCACGAAUACUUGUAUAGAAACUUGGACGACCAUCUUGUUUAAUUUUGUGAUAUUCCUCCAUACUAGGAGCUAAUCAGCUGCACUGUUAUUCAGCUUUCAUUGGCAGUUUUAAUUUCACUGAAAUCAUCUUUUCUUUUCUAUGCUCAUGUUCAAGCCUGGUAGUAUAUAUUUUUUCCAAAUGGUCUGUUUACUUGAUUUAUCUGUUGUUUGAUUUUGCUCCAUCAGCUUUCCUGAUGUCCUUCUACAUAUAUAUGUUGGUUGUAAUCUUCUUGAAGAAUGCAAGUACUUGAUAUUCCAUUCUGUUCUUGUAGGUGAAUGGAACUCCGUUGAGGACUUCUACCCAUGUUGAAGAGCAGCUAGCUUUUGUACUGGCAGAGCGGUCUAUUUAUAGAUCUCAAUAUUUAUGAUUGUGUGGAUUUGGGUGAAGUUUGAAGUUCUUGGGUAUGCAAGAUUCGAUGGUUAAACUGGUUGAUGUCAUGUGAAUGAGUGUAUGGAAACUGGUUGUUGUGAUGUGAAUGAGUGUAUGUAGUUUCACGUGUUCUGUUUUGUAUAGCAUAUUGUAAUAAACUUAUUUUAGCUAUUAUUUGAAGAUUUUCAUA